Molecule: messenger RNA, 5276 nt
Organism: Papilio xuthus (Asian swallowtail)
Lineage: Eukaryota; Metazoa; Arthropoda; Insecta; Lepidoptera; Papilionidae
Exons: 3
Coding region: 120-4151 (1343 amino acids)
Source: RefSeq, a predicted model, not a curated record
AAACAAUAAAUUGGCGUCUCCUGUUCGGUCAAAGUCAGUAUAGUGCGACAACUGUGCGGUAUUCGACUAGUAAAUCCAUGAAUAAUUAGGAAGACACAAAAAUCAAGGAGUCUUUCAAAAUGAGGUAUUUGCUUGUCAUUGCCGCGUUUACGGCUUUGGCCUUUGCAAAGCCGGAAUUUUAUAAGGAAAAAGAGGAUUUCCAAUACUCCAGAAGCUCCUCAGAUGAAGGCAGUAAGUCCGGUUUCUAUGGGGCUCAAAGAGGCAAUAUGGGAGGCAAUUAUGAAAAGGCGCACAACAUGGAUGGUUUAGCACAGCACCAAAUGAGUGGACUCGUUCGCACCGUCGAAGGCGAAUUGGGAGACGGGUACAAAAUGAGAACCGGCAGCGUGUACAGCGCUGCUAAUUCUAGGGGAACCUAUGGCUCAGGCCACUACGACUUAAGCAAUCUACAAGGUAGAAACUUCGGGGAGACCGAAUCAUUUGAUAAUUCGCAUUCUUCAAUGAUGGCACAGAGUUCUGCAUUUAGAAAUUCCAGAUUAAACGGUGGUGCGUACAGCAGUAGCAACCGCGCCCAUAGCUCGGGAUACAGAGGAUAUCAAGCUGGAGAUCAAUCUCAACAAUAUAUUCAAACGGAUAACUUGCAAUCUGCAGAUCAUUUGCAGAGCGCCCAUGGCUACGAUUAUGGAAGUGAAGCUGCCCAUCUUUCAACCUCAGGCUUUCAAACCCACCACGAUUACGAUCUAAGCGCUUCCAAUUUAGAUCGCACAGGUGCGUAUGGAAGCAAUACUCGAAGCCGUAUCCUAACUGCCGCUCCUGUAAGAGUUAUCGUCAGACCCGGAAUCAGAAGGACCGUGCCGCUCACUGCUCAAGUCUACGAUGCGGACCACUCAGAUACCUCUUUUAAUCUUGAGCAGAGUAACAUUAACAGAGACGCGGAAGUAUUGAAUACCAAUAGUCAGCAAGUAAGCUACAGGCCCUCGAAUGCUCCUAAACAUUAUGAAUCCUCAUACAGUUAUCACAAGGAAUGGGAGAAACAUAACACUCAGCCAAUUAAUGCCCCUGGUGCCGAACCUACAGAAAAUCCUUUUCCUGCACAAAGUGAAAUACGUGGGGACGUAAAUGAAGAAAAAAAUUUAGAAAACAUUCAGCAACAUUCAAAUACUUACAAUACGCAAGCGAGUAAUACAGCAUUUGCGGCCAAUACUCAGUCAUCAAGUCAGGCUAGAUAUCAAGCAGGCUAUAACAGGAAACAUAGCUCCAGUUCUUCAUUGGCAGAAAACACUAAUGGCUAUAUCACUGGUAGACGCAGCGCUUCUCUGACCGGUGGUUCUUUAGUAGCAUCAAAUGCUAACGAAUACAAUGCAGGCAGCAGUAGCUCAUUGUUAGCCUCUAAUGCAAAUGGAUACAAAGCAGGUAGCAGUUCUCUGUUAAACGUGAAUACAAAUGGAUUUAAUAAGGCGUCCCAUGCAACCAAUUCCGAAGAGAGUGUUGCUAGUGCUGCUGAUUCAGGAAAUCUUGUGCAGGUAUUGAAUUCAAAACCAAAAAGUUACCAUUCUUCGUAUUCAUAUCAUAAGUCUUGGGAAAGACAAGGCGACCCUUACGUCAUAAAACCAGCUGGAAGUAGUACGUUUGAUGGCCAGGAAUCUCAGAAAUUAACAGCCGCUUCAGCCAGCCAAGGAGCAUAUUCAUCGCAUCAUUAUGGAGCCCAAUAUAAACAAGCCCAUCAUAGCUUUUCACAAAAUGGAUUCGAUAGUGAUUGUGACGAAGAAGGUCACGUACGCGUAGCUCGUUCUUCCGACUCACGGUAUAAACCUGAACUUCAGGCUUACCAAAAUAUGUACCAAGGCCAAGAGGAAUAUGGACAACAAACACAGAGCCGUUUGGAAAAUUUAGAAGACUUGGGGCAGCAAACACAAAAUCAAUGGGAUAACCUGCAAAACUUUGGACAACAAGAACAGAGUAAUUGGGAGAAUUCACAAAACUUAGGACAACAAAUCCAAAGCCAGUGGGACAAUUUACAAGAUUUAGGGCAACAACCUCAACACCAAUGGGAUAACUUGCAAAAUUUGGGACAACAAACUGAGGAAAAGUUUGAUAAGCUGGAAGAUUUAGGUCAACAACCUCAAAGUCAAUGGGAUAAUAUUGUAAGUCAAGAAACAGAGCAAAAAUUUGAUACUUUACAUACUAUGGGUCAACAAAGUCAAAACCAAUGGGAUAAUAUGCCAGAAAUAGGUCAAAUGACUCAAGGAAAAUUGGAUAAGCUAGAAAAUUUUGGGCAACAAACUCAAACACAAUGGGACAAAAUAGAAAGUUUUGAUCAGAAAUCACAAAAUAAAUUACAUAAAGUAGAAGACCUGGGACAACAGCAACAAGCGACUUGGGGAAGCACGGAACAGCAGAAUCGCAGUUGGCAAAAAUUAGAAGACCUCAAUCAACAUACGCUAAGCGAUCUGGAACAACAAAUACAGGAUCAUGAUGAACAAUCACCUAAAAUGGUUUUCUAUGGAAAAGAAUUUGAUCAACAAGAAAAUGUACAAUCGAACGAUUUUAAUCUGAAUAAUACUCAAGAUUCUCAAUUAAUAGACAACAAACACUACAGUGAAAAUAAAUUGUCUCAGAAAGAAGAUAAACAAUUAGUUAGAGGUCCUUGGAAUAACGCAAUGUUUCAUUUGGGUGGUUUUCAGCAAGAAAACUCUAAUUUCGAUUUAGAUAACCAGAACUCAAAACAUACACCUAACAAAAAUUUUGACAGACCUGAUGAAGCUCAAAAUUCGGAAAUGUAUGAAUUUGGGUCUCCCAAAAUAUUUGAUAGCCAACAAACACAAAAUACUUGGAAUUUAAAGGAAGAAGAUACAAUACAACAGAAACCGUUUAAUCAACAGUCACAAACAGGAAAGAGCUCACAUACAACAACUGAAAAAAAUUCACAUCCAUUAGGUGGUCAGUGGGACAAAACUGAUAGUGAAUCUGCAGAAUUAGAUAAAGACUUUCAUUCACAAGAUGAACAAAAUUCUUCUCUGUUAGGCAGUCUUUGGGACAAAAUUGAUGGUAUAGCCAAAGAGACACUUAAAGACACCUAUGAUGAAGAUGAUUCACAAAAGUCUAAUAAAGUAGAUUCAACAGACUGGUCACCACAAGAAAGUAAACCAAGUGCAACACACAACACACCAAAACCAUCAGAUUCCCCCUUAAAUAUAAAUUUAUUAAAACCUAAUAUCAAACCAAACCAAGAUAAAAGCCCAAGGCCAAUAGAUGUAGGUCGUGGAGACAUCGGUCCUGAAGAUUCUGACUUUAUCUCAGAUACACCUAAAUCAAAUAUACCAUAUAAAACACCAAAAGAAAUAGAUUCUUUAAGUUUAACUCGACCCUUAAACAAACAAUCAGCAGACUCAAAUGAUGACAAAAACAAAUUCAAUAUGCUAAGUGAUAGAGAAUUAAAAAUAGUACAAGACUUGAUUAAAAAAAUUGAAACUGAAGACUCUGAUGAGAUUGUAACUACUACCAGCACAACAACUUCGCCAAUUCCAACAAUUUCAACCAACAUAGAUGAAAAUAUACUAGCUGAUUUAAAUGAAAAAGAAGAAAAAUUUUUACAAGGAAUUAGCAAACACAUUAUAUCUAAUGAGAAUAAGAAACGCACUUCCACACCUUUUACGCCAACAAGAUACAUUUAUAAAGAGCAAUCAAGAAAUAAAGAACAAUUUGAACACAGUACUCAUAAAAAUCUAAUUUCUCACCACCAUGAUGAAACAAAUAUCAACAAAGAGUUGGAUCAAAAAAAUGAAGACUAUGAACCAGAAGAACAACAAAAUAUGGAGCAGCAAUUCGAAGAUUUUCAGCAAACACAGGAUUUACAAAAUGCAAACCAAUUAGAAAACUUUUCACAGCAACAUCAAAGUGAUUGGAAUUCUGAAAAUAAUCUCGCCCAAGUUUUAGACCAACAAUUAAUAUAUUUAGGGGAAGUGUCACGAAAGUUAAAUGAUAAUCAGAUAAAUGAUGAAAUAAAAGAAAUUGAAGCAACACAGAAAACUAAAAUAAAUGAGUUAACACCCCCAGAGCCAGAGCUAGAGACAGAAAAGCAUGGGUUUUGGAAGUCAGUUGGUAGUAAACUAACAAAUGCUAAAAAGAAAGUAAUGUCAUGGUUCUCUUAACAAUGCAAAUAACUUUUAACACUAAUUGUCCGGGAAACCUAACAUUUAAAAUGUUAAGAAUUAAGACCUACACAAAUAAGAAUUUACUUAUAAUUUUUUAACUAUGUAUAUAAAUAAAACCUUAGUGUAAAAUUAAAAUAUGUCAUAUUGAUUUUAUAAUUUAUUAAAGUACACUUUUAAAUAAGUAAUAAAAUAUAUGUAUGUGAGUAUGAUUUUACCAACAAUUAGCUUUAAAGUAAUACACUUUAUUUUUAUAACAGUUAGGGCUGCAAAUAUAUUUACUUAUAACAUGUUGCACAUUGAGUGCAAUUCAUCCCUGUCUACUGAUUCUUCGCUAUCUCUUAACACAUUAAAAUUGUAAUAACAUUGAUAUAUUAACAUCUUUAUUUCUGGAAACUUGUUCUAAUAUUAACUAAACCAUAAACAAAUAAUAUAUUAAACUAAAAUGGGUAAAUUUUUUUUUUUUAGUAGAAAACUUUCUUCAUGUAACUAAAUAACAUUAGACAUAAUUUUACUAUUCCACUUAAUUUUUUCUCACUAUUUUCGCAAUAUAAUAAAAAAGUGAACUAUUGUAAUAGCCACCAUAUACGAUUGAACAUGGAUAAGCGAAAAUCUAAAGGAAUGCAAUACUUUUCUCUUAUAAAGGUUUUCUCUUAUGCAAGAUUUUCCCUUAUACCAGUUGUCCAUUUGGUUCAGACUAUAACUCACCCUUAAAAGGUUUUUCGCUUAUUCAUGGUCAACUGUAUAGAAUUUAUAUAUUUACUUAAUUUUCACAUGAUCAAAAAAAGUUAUCCAAAGCUGAGUAAUACAAUUUACAUUUUGGUGCUGUGCAAACUAAUAGUAACUACAUACUGCAAUACUGACCUCUGUAAGGGAGUUAAAGUAUUUGAUGAAUGCCCGUUGCUGGACUGAAUCUGAAAAUUAAAUGAAACUAUGGGUUAUAUGCAUUUGUAAUUCAUAUUGAAGUCUCUAUUUUGACAAAAACUAUGAAAUGUGUACAUUAUGUAAUUUUAAGUGUCACACCAGUAGUGUUCUAGGGUAAUUCAAAACAGUGUCCGAUGUAUUUUGAUUGGUUUAAAUGUAGGCUAUUGAUUGAUCAAUGACUAAUAAAAGAAUGUGAAAUAA